Messenger RNA from Aspergillus bombycis, 2169 nucleotides. It is a transcript of the gene prm1, whose product is annotated as pheromone-regulated protein PRM1. The transcript has a single exon. NCBI's taxonomy places the organism in Eukaryota, Fungi, Ascomycota, Eurotiomycetes, Eurotiales, Aspergillaceae. Bases 1 to 2169 code for a protein of 722 amino acids. Gene Ontology annotation, cellular component: mating projection tip. The record is from RefSeq and is a predicted model, not a curated record.
AUGGUAUUUUCGAGGUCUGGGCGAUCCAUUUUCCCGCUGCUCCCACCAUAUGGCGCGCACGAUCCAAAUGGCGGCCUUGGACGUGCCGUACCGCUGCACCCCGAUGGAAUUACACCAUAUAUAGGACUGCGAGCUCGUUUAUCACAGGUGUGGCUCAACCGUUGGACGAUCUUGCUACUUCUUGUCCUAGCCCGAGUUUUGAUAGCGGCGACUGGAAUGCAGUCGGACAUGGACGUAGCGAAGCGCGAAGCCCAGUCUGCCUGCACAUCAGUUGAGACAAUGGGAAGUUCGAUGGCUUCAAUGCCCCAUUAUCUUUCUCGGGGGGUGAAUGAGCUUACAGCCUCUGGUGUUGAAGCAGCGGUUAACGGCCUCAUAUCCAUGCUGUUGCUCACGAUCACUGGAGUCGAAGCGCUUAUAAUCUUUUUCAUCAAAGUGAUGUACCAAACAUACCUUUGCUUAUUCACGAUGGUUGUCAGAGGUAGCACUCAAGCUGCGCUCGGCGUGAUACAAGAUACCACCGAUUUCUUGAACAAAACAGUCCAAACAGUUGGUGAAGACAUUGGCAAAGCAGUCGAAACUUUUGAAUCUGGCCUUAACAAAUUCUUGAGCGGAAUUAACAAAGUUGCGAGCGCUUUCGGUGGAGAAGUGCCGAAGCUUGACAUCUCAAAGAGCGUCGACGAGUUGAAGGACAUCCACCUCCCAGGAUCAAUCAACGAUACUAUCAAUAAGAUCAACAGCUCCAUUCCAACGUUUGAUGAAGUUGACAAAUUUGUCACAGACGUUUUGAAGUUCCCCUUUGAGGAAGUCAAGAGUCUUAUUAAUGGGUCAUUGGGCAAUUACACCUUCGACCGCUCAGUGUUACCUGUUCCUGCGAAGGAACAGCUGACCUUCUGUGAUGAAAACAACGGGAUCAAUACAUUCUUCAGGAAGGUCGCCGAAACCAUCGUAGCUGCUCGCAAGAUCUUCCUCGCUGUUUUGAUCAUCGCUGCAACUCUUGUCUGUGUCCCGGUAGCCUGGCAGGAGAUACGUCGUUGGCGUACCAUGAAGGAACGCUCUCAGAUCGUGAGAAAGGAUGCGCAUGAUCCGAUGGAUGUUGUAUACAUUGUUUCCCGCCCUCACACAGCAGGUGCAGGCAUCAAAGCAGCAAGCAGGUUCAGCAAUAGCCGCAGACAGAUAUUGGUGCGGUGGGUCAUUGCGUACGCAACAUCACCGGCUGCUCUAUUCGUCCUGUGCCUCGCCCUUGCCGGACUUUUCGCUUGCCUUUGCCAGUACUUGCUGCUAAAGGCGGUUGAGAGGACAGUACCGGAACUAACUGGCGAAGUCGGUGAGUUUGCCGAGAAAGUGGUCACUUCUUUACAAAACACAUCUGCCAAGUGGGCGAACGACACCAACAAAGUCAUCGAUGGCAUGAGCAAUGACAUCAACAAGAACGUCCUCGGCUGGGUAAACACCAGCACAACAGCCGUAAACGAUACCUUGAACGCCUUCGUCGACAAGACAACUGGAGUCCUCAAUGACACGUUCGGAGGCACCAUCCUGUAUAGCCCACUGCAGGACGUCUUCAAUUGUCUGAUCGGUCUCAAGGUGGCAUCUGUCCAAAAAGGCCUUACCUGGGUCCAUGAACAUGCCCACGUUGACUUCCCACGUGUACCCAACGAUGUUCUUUCCAAGGGUGCUGACAGCAGCAUCAACAACAGCACAAGCGCAUCCGACAGUUUCCUCGCCAACCCAGGCGACAAGACGUCCGACAAGAUCACCGAAGUUGUCAUGCGGGUCCUCAACAAGAUCAAAGAAGGCAUCCGAACAGAAACCAUCAUAUCGGCUUGCGUACUGGGCAUAUGGUUCAUCAAUUUUCUUUUUGGCCUUAUCCGCGCCCUGAUCCUUUUCUGGGGCCGGGAUAAGAACCGCGGCGAAGGUGGUGGUGCUCCCAUGAACAAUAAUCCAGAUGUUAAUGGCUUCACCGAAGUCCCAUUGACUGCUAUGCCCAAUGCAAACGCCGCCUCGCAACCUGCUCCUCGGUAUGAGGUCGCCCUGAAAACCCCGCCCGUCGUCGGUCAUUUCCAUGAAGAUGAGAAGAUGGGAUACGCUGGUCAAAGAGCGCUUAAGGUUGAUGGGACUUCUGAUCUGCGUGGAAGUAGCUAUAUUGAGUAUGGGAUCGAGAAACGUUGA